GCAAUAUCUAGCAUCUGGAGUCUCCUAAGAGCACACCGUUAUGGCAGGCAGUAUUCUAAUCACUGGGGCCAAUGGUAGCCUCGCCAUUCCAGCUGUAGAACAUCUGCUUAGGAACUACCCAGACCAUACGGCACUCUUAACAGUUCGGGAUCCUUCGGAUACCGACCCCAAUACGAACAAGUUGCGACAAGUAAUAUCGCGAUAUCCAGGGGCAAGGGCAUUCAUUUAUAAACUCGACUUAACGAGUCUUUCCGACACGCAUCAAUUCGCGAACAGGCUUUCUCAAGAUAUAAAGACCGAGAAAACUUCGCCACUAAAGAGUAUCUUAUGCAAUGCAUGCUACUGGGAUCUUGUCGCUGAUUCUGAGCUCACGGAGGAUGGAUACGACAAAACUUUCCAGACAAAUCAUAUAUCCCAUGUGGCCCUGGUGCUUGGGCUUCUCGACAGGUUUGCACCCGAUGGCGGCCGCAUCGUGUUGUUCUCCAGCGAAGCUCACAGUCCCGGUAGAGCUAUAUUAGAGAAGAUACCGCCUGCAAUCCCCGAUGACCUCGAUUUACUCAUUAAACCAACUGUACAUGCCGAUAAGGGUGCGGCUGGAUUCCACAGAUACGGGAAUUCUAAGCUUGUCAUCACGUCCUGGACGCACGCGUUUAAUAGAUACCUAGAAAAGAAUCCCAGUCUUCAAAACAUUACAGCUGUAGCCUAUAACCCGGGUGGUCUUGUAGAUUCGCGUAUAUUCGACAAGAACACGUCUCUAGCAUUGAGUCUCCUAGUGCGAUACAUCGUACAACCAUUAUUACCAUUGAUGCGGUAUGCAAACCCACAAAUGCGACUGGGAGCUGAGUCUGCCGUAGACGCUAUUGAGCUUGCCCUCGAUCAUGUAUAUCCGGGUGAAAGGGGAUAUUUUGAAUUAUUACAGAAGGAUGAAAGCUCGCCAGAAAGCCGAGAUGAAGUUAAGCAGGAGAGACUAUGGGUCAAAAGCGCCGAGUGGGCAAAGAUAAACAAAGAGAAUACGGCUCUUCAUUCAGCGUUCAAGUAGCCAUUUAUUGUAGUUCUAGAAUAUAACAUCGCCUAUUAGUGUUCCUAGGUUGAACUCAAAGUUGAGUAAGGG
Messenger RNA from Daldinia vernicosa, 1111 nucleotides. RefSeq names its product NAD(P)-binding protein. Lineage: Eukaryota; Fungi; Ascomycota; Sordariomycetes; Xylariales; Hypoxylaceae. Gene Ontology annotation, cellular component: endoplasmic reticulum membrane; lipid droplet; mitochondrial outer membrane. Gene Ontology annotation, molecular function: 3-beta-hydroxysteroid 3-dehydrogenase (NADP+) activity. The record is from RefSeq and is a predicted model, not a curated record. Bases 41 to 1039 code for a protein of 332 amino acids. The transcript has 2 exons.